This is a messenger RNA of Diaporthe citri, 2574 nucleotides long. RefSeq lists its product as uncharacterized. The coding region runs from base 1 to 2574 and encodes 857 amino acids. The record is from RefSeq and is a predicted model, not a curated record. The transcript is spliced from 3 exons. Gene Ontology annotation, cellular component: cytosol; nucleus. Gene Ontology annotation, biological process: glycoprotein catabolic process; protein quality control for misfolded or incompletely synthesized proteins; carbohydrate metabolic process. Lineage: Eukaryota; Fungi; Ascomycota; Sordariomycetes; Diaporthales; Diaporthaceae. Gene Ontology annotation, molecular function: carbohydrate binding; peptide-N4-(N-acetyl-beta-glucosaminyl)asparagine amidase activity.
AUGGCGAGCGGCGCGCUGCCUCCGGGCGCCAAGUACAAGGAGAAGGUCGGCACGCCGUACCGGCCGAAACGGCUCACGCGCCGCCCCAGCAGGAGGACGGUGGUGGUGUACUCGCUGGUGUUCUUCCUGGUCGUGAUUCUGAUCCCAGUGCCGGGGUUCACAUCCUUCAGAGGGUCGGUCCUGGACCUCAUCAUCCCAGGGCACGCCAUCCCGAAGAGGGUGACGCCGGCCAGGGGCGUUCUGAGGUACAUCGACCCGCUCAUCGGGACGACGAACGGCGGCCAUGUCUUUCCCGGCGCGACGCUGCCCUACGGCAUGGCCAAGCCCGUCGCCGACUCGGCCAACAAGGACGAGAACGCGGCGGGCUACGUGGAGGACAUGAGCUUCAUCAGCGGGUUCUCGCACCUGCACGACUCGGGCACGGGAGGGCGGCCGUCUAUGGGACAGUUCCCCCUGUUCGUGCACCCGGGGUGCCCGGACGACGACGUCGCCAAGUGCAAGUACAUGACCUUCACCCGGCCCGUGAUGCGGUGGCCCCUCUCGUCCAAGGCGAAGCCGGGCUACUUCUCGAUCCGGCUCAAGAACUCGGUGGCGGCCGAGAUGACGGCGGCCGAGCACACGGCGCUGUACCGGUUCCGGUUCCCGGACAAGGACAGCCCGCAGGACGGCCUGGGCAACAGCGUGCCGUACAGCCCGCUGAUCCUGGUGGACCUCAACGACCUGGACAACACGCGGCGCGGCGGCGGGAUCCGCGUCGACGCGGACGGCAUGCGCAUCACGGGCGACAGCACGUACCGGCCCUCGUUCGGCACGGGCGAGUACGACGCCUUCUUCUGCGCCGACUUCAAGGGCGCCGCCGUGCGCAAGGCGGGCACCUUCAUGCAGGACGUGCCCGACGCCGGCCGCCGCAUCCUCGAGCCGGACCCCCAGGGCGACUUCAAGCUGCCCUCCGGGUCGGCCGGCGCGUGGAUCCAGUUCGAGAGGCCGCCCAGGGACGAGAUCCUGUCGCGCGUGGGUUUGAGCUUCAUCUCGCGCGAGCAGGCGUGCCGCAACGCCGAGAGGGAGAUCCCCGGGUGGGACUUUGCCGCCGUGCAGACGCGGGUGGAGGACGCGUGGGCGGAGAAGCUGAGCGUCAUUGAGGUGGACGAGACGGAUAUUGACCCCGCGCUGCUGGUGACUUUCUGGUCUGGGCUGUACAGGACGAUGCUGUCGCCGCAGAAUUACACGGGGGAGAACCAGCUGUGGAAGUCGGAUGAGCCGUACUUUGAUUCAUUCUACUGCAUUUGGGACUCGUUCCGUGCUCAGCAUCCCCUGCUAAGCAUUAUCGACCCUAAUGCGCAGGCCCAGAUGGUCCGAACACUUCUUGACAUCUAUCGAAAUCUUGGCAAGCUUCCAGACUGCCGUAUGGCCUUCUGCAAGGGCUUCACACAAGGUGGCACCAACGCCGAUGUCGUGAUCGCGGAUGCCUUCCUGAAGGGCAUCACCGACGGCAUAGACUGGGAGACAGCAUACGCAGCGGUAGUCUCCGACGCAGAGGAAGAGCCGCUGAGCUGGAACACCGAGGGGCGCGGCAACCUGGUCAGCUACCACGAGCUCGGCUACAUCCCGCACGACGACAUCGACAACAACGGCACGGGCCGGAUCACGCGCAGCAUCUCGCGGACGGUCGAGUACGCGUACGACGACUUCGCCAUCGCCCUGCUGGCCAAGGGCCUCGGCAAGGAGGACGACUACCUCAAGUACAUGCAGCGCAGCGGGAACUGGCGCAACCUGUGGAACGCGAACCAGCGGGACGUGCUGGUGCAGACCAACAAGGACUUCGAGGAGGAGGAGGUCGUGUGGAGCGAGUGGAAGGGCUUCCUGCAGAUGCGCGGCGUCGACGGCAGCUGGAGGUACCACAACACGCGGACGUGCAGCCCGGUGCACGAGAUGCACCGGUGCUACCUGGACACGGGCAUGGGCACGUACGAGGGCAGCCCGUGGCUGUACAGCUUCUACGUGCCGCAGGACAUGGCGUCGCUGAUCCGCGCCAUGGGCGGGCCCGAGCUCUUCACCAAGCGGCUCGACUACUUCCACGAGUCGGGCAUCAUCUACAUGGGCAACGAGCAGUCCUUCCUGCCCGUCUUCCAGUUCCACUACGCCGGCCGCCCGGGGCUCAGCUCGUACUGGGCCCACCGGUAUAUCCCCAGCCUGUUCAACACCACCUUCGCCGGCAUCCCCGGCAACGACGACUGCGCCAUGGGGGCGUUUUCGGGCCUCGCGAUGAUGGGGUUCUUCCCCGUCGCCGGGCAGGACGUUUACCUGCUCACCCCGCCCUUCUUCCGCGAGGUCAAGCUCAGGGCCAGGAACGGCCAGUGGUCCAUCAUCAGGGUGGUCAACUUCGACCCGACGUACCAGGCGAAGUACAUCCAGAGCGCGACGCUCAACGGGAAGCCGUGGACCAGGAGCUGGAUCACGCACGAGUUCUUUGUGAGGGGGGGCGUGCUGGAGUUUGUGGUGGGCACCAGGGAGAGCAGCUGGGGCACGGCCGUUGAGGAUCUGCCCCCGAGCUGGACUGUGAAGACGAUAGCGUAA